AUGGAUCUAAUAAAAGGACCUGCAAUAGUUCCUAAGAGGAAAAAAACUAAACACUUGCAAAUUUCCUCAUCAGUUUUCAACUAUGAAAUUAAAUUUAAGGAAGUUGUUUUAUUUAUUGUAGAACGCAAAAUGGGAACAAGUAGAAGAAACUUCUUGAUGGAACUGGCAAGAAAAAGAGGCUUUGGAAUUGAAAAUGAAUUAAGAGACUCUGUCACUCAUGUUGUGGCUGAAAACAAUACUGCUCUAGAAAUGUUGGAAUGGUUACAAGUAAACAACAUGGGCAACAAUACGAAAUUUAAUCUCUUGGAUAUCACUUGGUUCACAGAAAGUAUGGGGGCAGGAUUCCCAGUUGAAAUACAAAGAAGGCAUCAACUCAAGGUACAACAAGAUUGUUCUGCCAGUUUCAAUACAACGGUCUCUUCAUCAUGUGUCCAAGUCUCACAAUAUGCAUGUCAAAGACGUACAGCCUUACAAGACAUCAACAGAAUAUUCACGGAUGCAUUUGAUAUCUUGGCUGAAAAUUAUGAAUUUUGUCAAAACAAAGGACCAUGCUUGGCAUUUUUAAGAGCAUCAUCUGUUGUGAAGUCGCUUACAUUUUCCAUUACGGCAAUGAGAGAUUUGAAUGGGCUUCCUUUCUUAGGAGAUGAGAUGAAAGCUAUUAUUGAGGAGAUUCUUGAAGAUGGAAAAUCUUCCAGGGUUUUAGACAUUAUGAACGAGGAGCGUUUUAAAUCUUUUAAGUUAUUUACAUCUGUCUUUGGAGUAGGGUUGAAGACCUCUGAGAAAUGGUACAGGAUGGGUUUACGAACUCUUGAAGAAAUCAAAAUGAGAGAAGAUAUAAAAUUAACAAAAAUGCAGAAAUAUGGUCUCUUAUAUUAUGAAGAUAUUGCAAGUUCUGUAUCCAGAGCAGAAGCAACUGCUAUUGACAAGCUAGUCAAGGAUAUUGUUUGGAAAUUAGUUCCUGAUGCCACUGUGACCUUAACUGGUGGCUUCAGAAGAGGCAAGAAGAUAGGACAUGAUGUGGACCUAUUAAUAACAUGUCCCAGAAAAGGAAAAGAAAAAAAUAUUUUACACAAUACAGUGAGGAUACUGGAAAAUCAGGAUCUUCUUCUUUUCUGUGACAUAAUUGAAUCUACAUUUGAUGAAACAAAACUCCCCAGCAGGCAUAUAGAUGCAUUGGACCAUUUCCAGAAAUGCUUUACGAUUCUCAAAUUGCAAAACAUGAACCGGAGUCUCAGAAACUCUAAUGAGAGCAGUGAGAAUGUGAUCAGGAGCUGGAAGGCCAUACGGGUGGAUAUGGUGGUAGUUCCCUAUGAGCAGUUUGCUUAUGCUCUUCUAGGGUGGACAGGAUCCCGGCAAUUUGAACGAGAUUUACGGAGAUAUGCUACUCAUGAGAAAAAGAUGAUGUUGGAUAAUCAUGGACUUUAUGAUAAAACCAAGAAUGUUUUCCUCAAAGCAAAAACCGAAGAAGACAUAUUCAUGCACCUUGGCUUGGAUUACCUGGAACCCUGGGAAAGAAAUGCAUAAAAUGUAAUUAUAAUAUUCAUGUUUUUUGACUAGUCAGAAAAACAAUACUUUUUCAUUGUAGCUACUGAUGUCAAGUUAAUCUAAAUUAAAAAAUGUAAGCAUUUA
Molecule: messenger RNA, 1629 nt
Organism: Bombina bombina (fire-bellied toad)
Lineage: Eukaryota; Metazoa; Chordata; Amphibia; Anura; Bombinatoridae
Gene: DNTT
Product: DNA nucleotidylexotransferase
Exons: 11
Coding region: 1-1524 (507 amino acids)
Biological process (GO): double-strand break repair via nonhomologous end joining
Cellular component (GO): nucleus
Molecular function (GO): DNA nucleotidylexotransferase activity; DNA binding; DNA-directed DNA polymerase activity
Source: RefSeq, a predicted model, not a curated record